AAUGUAAAUGUGAACAAGGCCAUACAGUCUAAAAGUUCAAGAGAUGAAAAUGGAGCUACAAUAUAUGUGAACAGAGGAAGAGGUAACCUAUACUAGUAAAGUGAAUGGAAUAUUCAUACUCUGUCAGUGCUGGUCUAUUUCAAAGUGUCAAAAUGUUGUCAAUCACUUAUGAACACUGCACAAAGUUAAUCUAUGGAACAGUUAUCAACAUUGCAAUGGCUGUCAGCUGGGUUGGAUCAACCCAGUUCUCACAGAGCACAUACUCAAAUGCAUUUAACGCACCCUUCUUCAACAUUUGGUUUUCCACAGUAUGGAUGAUACUAUGUUAUCCAAUAUUUGCAUUAAUAUUGAGAUUCGCCAAAGGGAAAUCUUUCUACAAUAUUUUUAAACAUAGUCAAGAAAUAUUUGGAAAACAUGGGGUCUGCAUGGUAUCUGUUUUUACCAGGGGUGUACCAUUUCUCAUUUUAUGGGCUGUAACAAACUACAUGUAUGUACGAGCCCUUGGUACCAUUGCAGCAUCAGAUGUAACAGCCCUUUUCUCAUCAUGUACAGUCUUUGUUUAUUUAUUCUCAAUUAUAAUACUGAAAGAAGAGUUAUAUUCACUAAGGUUAAUAGCUGUAGCCCUAACAUUAGGUGGCGUUGUGCUGCUGGCUUCAGAGGAUGGAUUUCUUGGUCCAUCAGUUCUUGGUGUCAUCUUAUCUAUUGUGUCAGCAAUAGGGGCUGCACUAUACAAGGUUUCAUUCAAGUGGAUUAUAGGGGAUGCUUCACUAUCCCAAGUAUCCUUAUUCCUAAGUAUAUUGGGGCUUCUGGACCUACUAGUGAUGUGGCCUAUCAUGCUUACACUAUAUUUCACAGGCUUGGAGCAGUUCGACUGGUACAAUCUUCCAUGGGGUUUUCUUUGUGGAUCAGCUGUAUUAGGCCUAGCUUUCAACUUCCUGGUGAAUUUUGGCAUUGCAUUCACAUUUCCCCUCUUCAUCUCUGUUGGUACAGUUCUUGGCAUACCUCUCAAUGCAGGUGUAGAUGCUAUGUUUAGAGGGAGAAUAUUUGGAGUAACAAAAAUAAUAGCCACUAUUAUGAUCAUAGUAGGCUUCAUCCUGGUACUCAUUCCUACAGAUAAAUGUUGUGGAGGCAGAGCCAUUACAAUAUCACAAGGGAUGAGUGACUCACAAUCAAAAACAGGAGAAAAGAAGAAACUUUUGGAUAAAGAAUGUAGGAGUGAUACGAACACCAGGUUAUAGCUGAAUUAGACAAGGACACUUCUGUUUUUAUAUCUAUUCCAUGGGAUUCUACAAUGAUAUAAUAAUGAUAUUCAUGUUGGUAUGAACAGGGUGACACAAAAUAUAUUGCUUCUAAGACUGAGAUUUAAAGAAAAGACAUUCUCUGGAGGUACGCUCUAGAAUCGAGUUGUUGAGAAGCUUGAUUUAUAUUUCUUUUCGUUUUUGCCAAACACACAAGAUAUAUUUGGAUUAUUUUCAUGUCUUCUAAAACUUUUUGUUAAAACAAUGGGAUCAAAAGGUUUUUUUAUUCAUGGGUUGCAUUUUUGUGUCACUUUUCCUCUUGUACUAUUUGCAAACUUAUAUUCACAACAAUGGGCAUUUUGUCAUGAAUUCUUUUUUCUCAUAAAAGGAUAAACAUAAAAAUUCAAAUACUGUAUAUGUACUUUAUUUGAGCAAACUAUAUAGACACUGUGAUAUUAUUAUAAAGUCUUUUCUCUUUUUACAUUUCAUAAAAAUUACAUUUAUUUUUUGAAACUACAUGUUCUUGUUUAAAUGGUG
Messenger RNA from Owenia fusiformis, 1775 nucleotides. NCBI's taxonomy places the organism in Eukaryota, Metazoa, Annelida, Polychaeta, Sabellida, Oweniidae. The record is from the annotation of a GenBank genome assembly.